AUGAGUCAAGAGGAGUCAGAGGGGUACGAUAACGAUCCAGGACCAUUACCUCGCGCGCCGCAGCGGCAUAUAGACUACGGCGCCUCGCCAAAUGAUGCGUCCUAUUCGCCAUGGAGUAGCUACUCGGCUUCUCCUAGUCUUAUGGGAGCCACAUCGCAGAAGUCGACUCCGUUUUAUACACCAUUAGGCUCUGUCAAUGCCUCGCCAUCCGUUCAAGCUUCGCCAUGGAGCAACUACUCGGCUUCUCCUGCUUUCAUGGUAACAACAUCACAACAGGCAUCACCUGAGUAUAUGCCUUUGGGCUCUGUCGGGGCCUCUCCGUACACCAACUGGAGUGCAUCACCAGGGAUGAUGAUAACUACAUCCCAACAGGCUUCUCCGGCGGUGCCCUUUAAUUAUCGCCUUGAAGCUCUCCCUCGAAACCCUGCGACAUUUGCCACUUCGCACCUUGGUCUACACACAGGCCCUUCCUCUGCUAACCCAUUAUCUCCUCGACCUGUCUCAAAACCUCUCCCAGGAUUGACUGUUUUAGACGAAUCUCCGGUGUUGUCACUACACGAGAAUGGUGUCGAAGGCUUCAACUUACUGGACACCAACUAUUUGGUGCCAGACAGACAGAUCGUUCACCUCUUCAAUGUUUUUCUCAACGGCUCAUCCCACGUUAAUAAUCUACCUCAAAGCAUUCUUCAGCGAAUAUUCGACUUUUAUGCAGAAAAUCUGCGGCGGGACACCAGUCGUUCCCCAUUUGCAACCCCUGAAACACUGCUUCAAGUAUGCAGAUACUGGAAAUGCACAGCUGAGUGCUACGAGAGUAUAUGGGCCAAGGUUUAUAUCACGCUUGUCAAUGCUCACGAUGUCAACAAGUGGAUGGCACGGAUUCGAAGAUACUGUAUUCGCGCCCGAUUUCUAACAGAUAUCAGUAUCCAAGGCCAACAAUACAUCGUCUCACCCAAGUCAAAAUGUGGUUUUGACGAUAACCAUCACUUCAAUGGAGGCGUUCUGGCCUAUCUAGGGGGUGUGGCUCUCUUGAUGACGGAGCUCAAUGGGGUGGUCUCACGUUGUAGGUAUAGGAGCUUUCGACUAUCCAUGCCACCCAACUUUGUCACAUUCAUGAGUCACCUCAAUGGCAACGCACGCGCUUUAGCUAACUCGCUUCUCAACACGAUAUUUAACCUUGACCUGCGAUUCCUCGAAUCACUCGAGUUGGAACAUGUCGGGUGGACCAGAUCUACAAGGCCUACCUUUAACUACUCCCAAAUUCCACCAAUAUUCCAAACGCGUAACAACUCACUCAAGACAAUUCUUCUAUCCGAUUGCUUUCUCCCAAGCCUCCCGGGUCUUGGCAAAGCACACGAGGUCCAUCUCGAAGAUUGCUUUCAGUGGGAUUUCCAACAGGAAGAAUGGGUGCCAGUGGGUCAGCUAAAGCACUCAAAUGACAUUAUAGAGGCGGAAAUGUGGGCAGAUCUACAGACUCUCACCAUUGGUCCGCUCACCACGCGCAUCAUCCCUCUCUGCCUGCCAUCCCUCCAUACACUCGAACUCAUAACGCGGUGGGAUGACGGGUCGACGGCACUCUCUGCUAUAUCCAACCUCUCAUUAGAGAGCCUACACAGACUCGUUAUAUUGGAUCUGAGCUUUCCGUAUGCUCAACUACGUGAACCGACAAAUAUUCUCGAGGACGCUAUUGCCGCACUCUUCGCAAACGCGAAGAAAAUCCAAGUCAUCGAAGCCCCCAGUACUGUCCUUUUCGCUAUCCUGUGGUUUUUAUUCGAGCAAUCCUCUUCUUCUUUGCCAUUCAUCAACAAGCCCACAUAUCUCACUUUGUUUCAGCUCCAGAGCGAGCCAAAAGCAGACUACGGGCACGACAAAAAUAUGUACCCAUUCUCAACUGGUGGUAGGAAGCGCGUAUGUACGCUGCAAAUAUCGCUCACAGGUAACGAAAGCGCAGAGCAGCUCAAUUAUAUCGCGAUUCAGCACUUUGGUCAUUCACUGGGAUCUCGGCAAAACUAG
This is a messenger RNA of Serendipita indica DSM 11827, 2010 nucleotides long. Lineage: Eukaryota; Fungi; Basidiomycota; Agaricomycetes; Sebacinales; Serendipitaceae. The record is from the annotation of a GenBank genome assembly.